UAUAUUUAUACGUGUAUACACCAUAUAUUUAUACGUGUACACCAAAUAUCUAUACGUGUACACACCCAUACAUUAAAAAUGUACAUCGUAUCGUGUCCAUUAUCAAUAUAAGCACAUACAAUACUAUAACAUAAAAAGUAAGGAUAAAAAAGUUGGUCAUAUGUUAAUGGAAAGUAUUGUGCCUCCAUGACUCCAAGGGAAUCAAACCCUCUCGGUGUUGGAUAGGGGGGUACAGAUAUAUCCAAAUAAUACCAUAUACAGUAGAUAUUCUAUUUAUGAUCUCUGAGGUAUCAUAGUAUCAUGAGCAAUGCUAAGGGGACUCUCAAUACGUAUACAUCCCCUUUUGUUACAUAUAUAGAAGUCUUUUGCAAAAAGAUUUUUAUUUUGGGUAAAAGCAACAAAAAUGGUUAAUAAAGGGUACAAACUAUUUAUUGUUUCCUUUUAGAUAUGCCCGUAAUCAUUUAUCAACAUAUAGGGACAUAAUUGGAAGACAUUCGCGUUCAAGAACAUGGAAACCCCUUGGGAUGAAGGAUUUCCGAUCCUUCCUAGCAAUUUUCUUCAACAUGUGUCUUCUUAAGAAGUUGUCCAUCGCAGAAUAUUGGAACGUUUUGCUACCAAGCCAAGCAUCUGUUUGGUUCAGGAAAGUUCUGUCAAGGAACAGGUUCCAAAUCAUUAUGAAAUUUCUUCAUGUAGCAGAUUUUCAAAGGAUGGUUCCGAGACAGCACCCAGCAUAUGAUCCAGCCUCCAGGUUUCGGCCCUUAUUAUCAUUCAUCAACAACCAGUUCAGACGAUACGUUGUCCCUAAAAGAGAACUAUGUGUCGAUGAAACGUUAGUUGGAAGUAGAGGUCACAGUGUCAUGCGACAGUAUAUUCCAUCUAAAGCAUCUAAAUAUGGCGUUAAGUUUUGGAUGUUAUGUGAAGCCGCUACAGGUUACAUUAUGCAGAUGUUUGUCUAUAGAGGAAAAGAGUUUGACCCGACACCAAGAGGCGAGCUUCAAGGCACUAAUGUUGUUCAUGACCUGCUGAGUGCGUCAGAACUUCUAAAUAAAGGUUACCAUGUCUUCUGCGACAGUUUCUUUUGCUCCAUACAUCUAGGAACAGCUCUUCUGAGAUGCAGAACCUAUCUAACAGGUACUCUCAGGAAAAACAGACCGAUGCCACUUACCAUAAGGAAUGGAAAUCCUAAUCCUGAGACACCUAUAUACAUGAGAAAUGGUCAAAUGUUAUGUCUCGUUUAUCGAGACAAUGAUGACAAGAAACCUACUAGGUUACUAAGUACACUUAUCCCAGCUCAGCAGCUACCUACCGGAAGGCCACGGAUUGUCCAAAGUUACAAUAAGUAUAUGGGCGCUGUAGAUUUAGAUGAUGCUCUCAUGAGUUCUUACUGUUAUCAAAGGAAAAACAAAAAGGUGUGGAAAAAGAUUGUACUGAAUUUAUUUCACAGAAUCAUGCUGAACGCGUACAUUCUUUACAGUCAAAAUACUUCAGAUCGCCCCGUAAUGUCCCGAUUAAAAUUUAUUCAGCUUGUUGUCGAGUCACUUGCUGAUUUAGGACAUAUAAAUGCGUUACCAAGAAAUCGACGUCCAAGGCAGAGGCUGGAUUUGCUCCCAGGGCGAAGGGAAAAAGACUGUUGUGUUUGUUCCAAACGAGCUGCGGGGGGUGUUAGGAGGCGAAGUAGGACAGUUUGCUCAAUAUGCAAACGUGGAGUCCAUAGGCACUGUCUAACGAGGCACGCAGUACUAUGUAAUGAACAAUAAAACAAUUCUACUGUACAUUGUAUUGUUACUAACGAAUAAGGUGGUGCUGGAAGGGUUAGUGUAUUCUCUACGCUUAAAUGUUUAUGAGAAAUAACACAAGAAAAAUGUUAUUGUUGUCGUUAAACUGUAG
Molecule: messenger RNA, 1887 nt
Organism: Pecten maximus
Lineage: Eukaryota; Metazoa; Mollusca; Bivalvia; Pectinida; Pectinidae
Product: piggyBac transposable element-derived protein 4-like
Exons: 3
Coding region: 525-1757 (410 amino acids)
Source: RefSeq, a predicted model, not a curated record